AUGCUCCUGUACUUCGGAGUAACUCCCUACCUAGUGUUCGAUGGCGACAAUCUUCCCAGCAAAGCGGCUACGGAAGCAGACCGACACCGCCGUCGUCAAGAGAGCAAGGCCUUAGGACUGGAGUUGCAGCGGAAGGGCAAACUGCCAGAGGCCUAUCAAGAAUUUCAGAAAGCCGUCGACGUAACACCCUACAUGGCCCGACAGCUCAUUGAAGAGUUGAAGCAAAUGAAUGUACAGUAUGUGGUGGCUCCAUACGAGGCAGAUCCUCAAAUGGUGUUUCUCGAACAGAGGGGGAUUGUACAAGGGAUAAUUUCCGAGGAUUCGGAUUUGUUGGUGUUUGGUGCAAAGCGUCUGCUGUCAAAGUUGGAUCAGCAUGGCGAAUGCAUUGAAUUAAAUCGCGCAGACUUCACAGCAUGUCGGGAAGUCAGCCUUGUUGGCUGGAGCGACGCAGAUUUUCGUCGGAUGUGUAUUCUCAGUGGGUGUGAUUACCUAGCCAAUAUCCCGAAGAUGGGACUGAAGACUGCCUACCGCAGCAUUCGCAAACAUCGUACUGUGGAAAAGGCUCUAAAAAUGAUGCAAUUUGAUGGACAGUUUAAGGUCCCAGCGGACUACCUGACGAACUUCAUACAGGCCGAGAACACUUUCCUUUAUCAAUGGGUAUUUUGUCCCACCGCUAAACGGCUUGUGACCUUGACGCCCUCCGAUGGUGUCAAUCUUGAGGAAAUGCCCUUCAUUGGGGCAGAUGUGGAGCCAGAGAUUGCGGCUGGGGUCGCUUCUGGGGAUCUAGACCCAACGACCAAGGAGCCGAUUGAGUUGAAACCGUUGGCUACAGGUAAAGUGCCCCUGGGCAUUAGUCGUCGUCAAACUUUGGGUUCGUCUUCAGAGCUGAAGCCCAGCAAGCCGAUCAACUCGUUCUUCACCCCGAAACGGAGGCCUCUGGCCGAGCUGGAUCCAAACAGCCUGACCCCAUCCCCCAGUCAGCAGCGCCUAUUGGAGAGGAAUUCGAACAUGUCUUGGCAAGCGAGCUCCGCACCCUUGCGCUCUAACACAGUUAGGUCCACUCCAGUAAGGGCCUUCUCCGACCAGGGUGCUAGUCCCAUGAUUCGAAGUGUCGAGCGAAAUACUCCUUUGGCUCAGAGCAAACGAGUAUCGAGCUUGCAAUCGACUAAGCGGCAGCGAUUGUGUUCAGAAGCUGAAGAUGAUUCUCUUCCUGUCCGUCCCAAUGUACAAAGUCGGUUUUUUGCUGCUAGAGAGCAAGCUAGCCCCAGUGGACAGAAAUUUUCCCGAACGAAGAAGCCACGAAAGUCGACAUUGGAUGUCUUUUCAGAUGAGGUGGCGGAGGACAUAUUCUCCCAAAUUCCCAAUCCUGACCCAGAGGCUGAGCCGGUUCAAAAUGCAGCCAAAGAACAGCAUGAAGAAACUAUUAAGUCUGAAGUUGUUGAGGCUGGAUCAGCUAGCGAAACUGAUGGCAACGCCGUAUCAAAUAAAACUUCUUUAUUGCAGCCUGAGAGCUCUGAAGACUGCAAGUUCAAUGACGCUCUAACUUACCACGUCCAAAGACAGAACUCGGAUCUCGUAAGCAGGUUCACAUUCAAGUCGGGGUCCAAACCUGGGUCCCCAAUCCAGCGCUCCCCCGCGACCAAAGUUCCGGUGAUUCAAUCUGGUAACACAGGCCCAUCCCCAUCGUCGCCUCGAAACUAUACCGUCACGACGCCAAGCAGGACCCCUCAGCGCCAACACCUCACUGUACUGCAGCGACUGGGCCAAUCAGCCCUUAAACGAUCUCAGAGUAUCAACUUUCCAACUUCUCUUCGACAUGCGGAUUCUUCGGAGUCUCAAUCAGAUGAGACGCCAGCUAUUACACAGCCCAAUACACCUCAUGGCAGUGAGGAUCUUAUUGUCCCGGACAGCGACGAGUCGGAAGAGGAAAUAUCGACCAGCUUUGGACAAACUUCAUCAUUUGACAUGAAGCACUUUUCGUUUGCCGCCAAAUGA
Penicillium angulare is the source of this 1995-nucleotide messenger RNA. Its product is annotated as putative exonuclease. Gene Ontology annotation, cellular component: nucleus. NCBI's taxonomy places the organism in Eukaryota, Fungi, Ascomycota, Eurotiomycetes, Eurotiales, Aspergillaceae. The transcript has a single exon. Bases 1 to 1995 code for a protein of 664 amino acids. Gene Ontology annotation, molecular function: 5'-3' DNA exonuclease activity; 5'-flap endonuclease activity; DNA binding. Gene Ontology annotation, biological process: DNA double-strand break processing; mismatch repair; DNA recombination. The record is from RefSeq and is a predicted model, not a curated record.